This is a messenger RNA of Galeopterus variegatus (Sunda flying lemur), 1788 nucleotides long. Its product is annotated as centromere protein S. Gene Ontology annotation, biological process: resolution of meiotic recombination intermediates; replication fork processing. Gene Ontology annotation, cellular component: FANCM-MHF complex; Fanconi anaemia nuclear complex. The transcript is spliced from 5 exons. Gene Ontology annotation, molecular function: protein heterodimerization activity; chromatin binding. The coding region runs from base 550 to 918 and encodes 122 amino acids. NCBI's taxonomy places the organism in Eukaryota, Metazoa, Chordata, Mammalia, Dermoptera, Cynocephalidae. The record is from RefSeq and is a predicted model, not a curated record.
UUUGUGCCUACGCCUCGGCCUCCCCUUCUCAUACAGGGCUGGUGCGAGGGCGGAAUGUGGGCAUUAAAGGAGACUCCAGGUGACGCGCUGAGCUCGGUGCACGGUACGGGCAGGAGCCGUCAGCUCCGCGCCCCGCAGAGCAGGAGGCUGCGCCGCAGGGCCCGGCUUCAGCCCGGCAGGCCGGCCCCGAGCCCCUGCUCAGACGGGGCUUCUAACCUCGGCUCGGCCGGUGUGUGACUGUGCUGGCUCCGGGCCGGACAGCUUUCUGCCCCGCAAAACCGGAAUAAGUGUGACUCCCCGUCAGGGUAGGUGCGGGUGUCCCGUCGUGCCUUUAAUCAGCACCGGGAAUACGAGGCGGCCGAGUCACAACAUCGCGGUGCUGUGGAGAGGUGAGAAGCAGGACGGGAGUGGCAGCCUCGAAGAGAAUCGACCGAAGAAACUCGGGAAUGAGCUCGGGACUGGGAGCUCCUUCCCGCGGAGCGUGAAGUUACAGCAGCCGUCUGCCCCGUCCUCAACUGAGACGUCCAGACCCGAAGAACAGCCGUGGGGAUGAGGCUAAAGGCAGCAGUUCAUUACACAGUCGGUUGUCUUUGUGAGGAAGUUGCAUCAGACAAAGAGAUACAGUUCAGCAAACAAACCAUUGCAGCAAUUUCGGAGAUGACUUUUCGACAGUGUGAAAAUUUUGCCAAAGACCUUGAAAUGUUUGCAAGACAUGCAAAAAGAAGUACAGUUAACACAGAAGAUGUGAAGCUCUUAGCCAGGAGGAGUAAUUCACUGUUAAAAUACAUCACAGAGAAAAAUGAGGAGAUUGCUCAGUUGAACCUAGAACGAAAGGCAAAGAAGAAAAAGAAGUCAGAGGAUCGAAACAAAAAUUCAAGGGAGUCAGCAGAGGAUGGAGAAGUGGACAAUGAAAAUUAAAGUCUCACUACUUGGAAAAAGCAGGCUUCAGCAGGUGGAGCCACCUAGAAAUGCAUAGUGCUGUUUCAGCCACCAAGUUUGGCUGCCCUUUUGCCAAACACAGAAGACUUCAAAGUCAAAUAUUGAUGCAAGGAUUGAAAGUUUUAGAUUCAGGACCAGCACCUAAGGAGACAGUCAGACUAAAACUGUGUCAAAGGCUCAGGAGCCUCAGCAAAAUUUUAAAGGGAAGAGUGUGGGAAACAAAACGGGGAGGUUAUUCCCAUCAGGGGCUGCUACAUGCACUGUUGCUGACUCCGGGCUAUGCAUUAUCUCAUGGGCAGUCCUGUAACUCUCCACCUUAAGCUGGAUGUCGUCUUGUUCCCAGACAGGAACAAGCUGUGACUUCGAAGGACGAAUGGUUGGUUCUGUAAGUUACUGAUUAGCUUUAUUACCUUGCUUUUCUUAAGCACUAAGUUCUGCAUUGUUUUCCCAUGAGCUAGGCUGUGAGUAAAAGUUACAAAAAGACUUCUUUAUGGCUAGCAUUCUGCUUAAAGCUGUAUUCUACAAAAUGGCUCUUCUAGGGCUAAUUGUCUACAACUAUUUGCUGUGGUGGGCUUUUACAUUGCCACAAAAGGAAUUUUGAAAGGAUAAAUAGAUAUUUAAAAAGAAAAAAAAAAGGCUCGGCAGCUUUUUGUAUUGUAUUCUCCAAGUUAUUAACUGAAAAAGCUAGUUUAAAAGAGACCUGGAAACUCUUAAGCAAAAUACUCCCAUGUCUUUACUCAAGCACAUAAAGAAGGUGUGUGUUUGGAUGGUAUAUAUUGGAAAUUAUAUCUAUUGUAACUAAUAAAACUGUAUUAGCAAUUAAACGUGGUUAACUUUUUCAAGCAAAAA